Chinchilla lanigera (long-tailed chinchilla) is the source of this 2960-nucleotide messenger RNA. RefSeq names its product F-box protein 36 (gene Fbxo36). The record is from RefSeq and is a predicted model, not a curated record. The coding region runs from base 400 to 966 and encodes 188 amino acids. Lineage: Eukaryota; Metazoa; Chordata; Mammalia; Rodentia; Chinchillidae. Gene Ontology annotation, molecular function: protein binding. The transcript is spliced from 4 exons.
UCCGCGGGACCGGCCCGCGCCUACUCGCGGGCCAUCACAUCGCCCCUCCCCGCCCAGCGCCAGGCUCCGCUCUCCGGCAGGCCUCGGAUCUCCUCCCAAGCCCUGCGAGGGACCAGGAAGGAGACGGUGGCGCUCCGCUCCGUAUCCCUCCGCCGGGGUCACCCCCUCCCCUCGGUGGCAGCAGGAACUAAUUCUCCUUCGGGUCACCCAGGACCUGGACUUGGAAAUUUCACGGACAAGGGCUCCUCGGGAGCCUUGAAAGAUGAAACUAUCUCCCCGAAUUACAAGCCCUCCGACACCUCAAAAGCAGGGUUCGGUUAAACUAGGGCUUUGACCCCCUGACCCUAGUCAAGCCCCGCCCCUUCCUGGUUGUCUUAGCGACGGCGGUGGCGUCCCAAGAUGGCGUCGUGGCUGCCGGAGACUCUCUACGAGACUGUAGGGCAAGGCCCCGCGCCCAGCAAAGACUACUACCAGUUAUUGGUCACCCGCUCUCAGAUAAUCUUUAGAUGGUGGAAGAUCUCUCUGAGGAGUGAGUAUCGAUCAGCAAGACCUGGAGAAUCGAAAGACACUCAUGAAGAUUUCCUAGAUAAUUCAUAUCUUCAGGUUCAAGUUGCCUUAAUAUUUGGUGCAAGAACAUUAGACUAUGUCUUCAAUUUGUGCAAAGGUAAAUUUGACUUCCUUGAACGGCUCUCAGACAGUCUGCUCCUGAGCAUCAUUUCUUACCUGGAUCUUGAAGAUGUGGCCAGGCUUUCUCAAACUUCACGUCGAUUUGCAAAGCUGUGCAAGUCUGACAUGCUGUGGGAGCAGAUAGUUCAGUCGGCCUGUGACACCAUCACUCCCGACAUGAGGACUCUGGCGGAGGACAUGGGCUGGAGGAAGAUGUUCUUCACCAACAAGCUCCAGCUGCAGCGGCAGCUCCGCAAGAAGAAGCAAAGACGGGAAAGCCAGCAACAGGCGCUACUUUAAGCAGACCUUUUCCUACACAGCGGGAGCUGAGGCAGGGCUGUUCUUCCCUUCAGGGUCCAAAUCUCUUGAUUCUUAAGAAAAUGAAUCUGGAAUCGUCUGAAAAGCACAGAGGGUUUGCACACAAGUGCAGCAGAACCUGGUCACCCGUGCCUUUCUUGAACCAUCUCUGUGAGCCUCAGAUGUCAAAGCUUAGCCCUAGAACACAGGCUGAAAGACAGAAAGCCUGUCAGAUCGCUGGGUUCCCAACUCUGCUCACCCCCCUGAACCUCUAAGAAAAGAGCUUCUGUUGUAUAUAAACAAUAAAUGAUUACAGAUACCUAUUGUAUCUAAGCAUUGGAAAGGGUAGCUGGGUUUUGAGUGUUUUCCUGGCGUCGUGGUGUGUUUACUCACUUUCCCAUUGCUGACACAGUGCUGCACACCCACAGCUUAGGAGGAGAGGUUUAAUCUGGCUCAUAGCUUCAGAGGAUCCAGUUCAUGGUUGGCUGGCUCCAUUGCAGAAGCAUCACGCAGAAGGCCUGGAACCAUAUGCAGUACCAAACCCAUGAUCCUGGGUGAAGAGCACCUGGGAAUGUGCAUUACUAAUCCCCCUGGCAGCCCGUAAGCCAGUCAAGCUGACACGUCCAGCGUAACGUCCACCCACGGGGACUUGUGCUGUAGGAGGAGCUUUGGGUGAAUGCAGCUGCCCUCUCAUCUUUGUUAAGUUUGUAUUCAGGGUCCCAUCCUUGUGGGUCCGUCCCCUAUGCAGACAACCUCUAGCCUGGACCAUGGCUGGAGAAGACCUGGACUAGACCUUGCUGAGGGUAUGCUCCCCAGGACUUGCGCUCCCAUAAAAGCCUGUUCUUGUUUUGGUUUGGUUUUUUAAGACAGUGUCUUGCUGCCUAUUCCAGGCUACUCACUAUGUGGCCAAGCAUCAUUUUGAGAGGAAUCAUUUAGAGUAUAAAAAGGAACACUUUAAAUGUGGAUGUGAUAGUGUUUGCUAAUAGCUACGCACUAAUCAGUACAGCUUCUCGACCCAGAAAUGAAACACCACUGGAGUACCAGCCAGGGUUAGCCGCUGCCCUGAAUGGCUCCAAGCAAGGUGCCCAGGCCUGUUCAGCUGACACUGCUGCGUGCCUGCUGGAUGCAGUCAGCGAAGGAAACCACAGCAGUCCCACUUUCUAAUGAGACAGUUUGAUAAAGGUUUACCUGCAAACACGGAGGCUGAGUUAGUACCCUCUCUGCGGAGCUGUACUGAUGUCCUACAAACGGCCAUACCGGCGGCUGUGGCUGGACUUGCUGGUUGGCUGCUGUUCAUCUGGUCUCAGCAGCAAGGAGUGCUUGGAAAUAAACACAGUGGCACUGAGACAUUCCAAGUGCUGAAUAACUUCGCUCUUCUGGUCGCCCCCGGUGCGACUGUAUUGAUACUCGUUCUGAUCUGCAAAAGCAGUGGUGAGUGAAACUGCUAAUGCCUUCACUGGAGUCAAAGCAGUGGCCCCAAAAGGAACCAGGAUCACGAUAUUCCUUAGCACUGUGCAACUGCAGGUUUGCUUGCAGAUAUCCUCGAUGAAACAGUAAAAGUUACCUUUUGUUAAGUCUUUACCCUUGAGCUUAUAUCUUUUUAGUGUGUGGCAAAAUGGAAGUAAGCUAAAGCACGUCCGCCACCAACCUCUCGGCUUGUCUUGAAGAAAAGCAGUUAUGAGACUCAGUUGCAAGCUGAUCUGCAUUUUCCAUAGAACCCCAUGUUUAUGUUGGGCAGACACGCUGUUACCACGUUGAGAACCAGGCGGACGCUCCAAGGAAAGCAACUGCAGUAUUUGUUGGCAGUGAUACUGUUCAAGCUUUAAAAAGGAAAUUAGAAUUUUGGAGAACUUACGUCAACCUCCAUAAGUGUGUCCAGUGUCUAACACCUAAAGUAUUCUGCACUGCUUAAGUACUCUUUUCUAAAGAGACUGGUGGCAGUUUUAACACAUCCAGUUCCUAAAAAAUUGAAAUAUAACUACACAGCAUCAAAUUCA